Molecule: messenger RNA, 4117 nt
Organism: Diachasma alloeum
Lineage: Eukaryota; Metazoa; Arthropoda; Insecta; Hymenoptera; Braconidae
Product: zinc finger protein 26
Exons: 2
Coding region: 202-4116 (1304 amino acids)
Biological process (GO): regulation of DNA-templated transcription
Cellular component (GO): nucleus
Molecular function (GO): zinc ion binding; DNA-binding transcription factor activity, RNA polymerase II-specific; RNA polymerase II cis-regulatory region sequence-specific DNA binding
Source: RefSeq, a predicted model, not a curated record
UCGCCCAAAACAAGACCUGAGGUGCACAUUUUUUUCUAGUCGAAACAGUGAUUAAAACCCAAUUGAGUGAAUUUAAUCGGGAUAAAUUACGAUCCUUGGGAUUGUUGGUUGAAUCUUCCGGGGAUUCAGGAAAGUGCGGGAGGAGGAGGAUUGAGAGGUGGUGGGUGGAACGGCCAGGCCCGUAUCCACUCCAAACAAAACAUGGACGCCGUGGGUAUUGAUACGUCGGAGCCGUCACAGGACGAUGAGCCUGUUGAAUCGGCGGUGGGAAUAUGUCGGGUUUGUUUACACGGCAACUUGAUGAUGAGAGAUUUGUUUGGAGAUGGUGAGGUUGUCUCGCUGUCCAGCAAGGCCAUGAGCUUCGCCAGUGUUAAGAUGAUCCAAGGAGACGGUCUCCCCUGCCAAGUCUGCUGCGACUGUGCGGAGAAGCUCGAGUCCGCCUACGAGUUCAAACUCCAGGUGGAGCAGGCCGACAGCGUCCUCCACGAGCGAUACGACGGUCUGAACAUAAAAGAAGAGCUCUUCUUCAACGAGGUUGAGGUUCACUUGGAGAACGAUCGUCACGAUGAAGUCGCAGAGAUGGACGUUGACGCCCAAUACGACGCAGCAUCAGAGGCCCUGAACGUCUCUGACCCCGAGAAGUCAACCCUCCUGAAGGACCACCUGGCGCUCCUCGAGGUAGAGAAGCUCGCCGAGCGAGAUCACGUCCUGAGCCACUCGGAAAUGAUCCAGGAGGCCUCCCACCCUCCUCAACUCACCCACCACCGGAUCCAAGAAUCCCCCCUCAAGGAGCCACUCCUCCAAUCCCAAGAGGACUACCUCGACGAGCCCUCUGAGCCCUCCACCCACGAGAUCCUCAUGUCCCCUGACGAUGAAUGCCACAUAAAGGCGGAAGGCCUUAACCCAGGGGAAAUGACCAUCGACGAGCACAACUACAUGGUCCAGCAGGGCUACACUCUGACGAACGAGCAGGAGCAGCAACUAAUGCAACAGGAUAACGACGACAAUGGCUCCCAGGACUUCCCCACUUUAAUGCUGGAGGAUGAAGACCCUGAGGAGGCUGAAGCUGCUGAGAAUGAGGCUCAGGAGCAAGAGCAGGAGCUGCACGAAGAACUAGAGCAGCCCGAAAUCGCCCUUGACCCCAAGCCCCAAGAGACUGAACCCCUCGAGGUAGAGCCCUUGCCCUCGAAAGCCAAAAGAUCUCGAAAAGAUUCAGACCAAAACUCCUCGGAAGACAAUUACUUUGAGAAUCUCAACCUGAGCAGUAGACUGAAGCAGUUCGACGAUGAAAAAUCAGACAAAAUAUUCUUCAUGUGUUACUUCUGCGAUAAGCAAUUCGUGUCGAAAGUGAUAUUAAAAGAGCACAUGCAUUCUCACGAAGAAGUUCGUAAGACACUGUCUCUGAAGAAGACCCCGGAGAAGGCUCAGAAGCCCCACACACCCACUGUGAAGUCCCAACCAUCGGGGAAGAAGGCGAAUAAGUGCCCCUACUGUGGUAAAGAGUACCUCUACGUGAUUUCCUUCAACAAGCACAUCAAGCAGCACGAGAAGAACGAAGACGAAUUGAAGCAAGAGUCAAACGUCGAGGACUCGGACUCCGAGGGCUUCGACAAUACCGACACCUUCGAGGUGAUUCACGACGAUAGAUCAGAGACUCCUGACGAUUCGGAUCGUCCAGUGAAGACCGAAGGAUCAGACUUGACUCAGGAGAUCUUCCCCUGCGCCAAGUGCCACGAGAAAUUCCCAUCAAAGACAGACCUCCAACGUCACACUCUCCACCACAAUCAGACAGAAACAGACAGAUGUAACAUCUGCUCCUUGGAGUUCGAGUCGUCAGAAAAGCUGAAGGAGCAUCGUUCCACACACGUGAUGGAGGGCGUCCUCUCCGAGCAAGAUCUUCGUGACGAACUGUCCAACAUCUGUGCGAAAGAGUACGAAGAGAAGUCUCUGGGCAGACUGGACCCCGACGACAAGGACCUGAAGUGUCGAAGCUGCUCCAUGACCUUCAUGUCGAAGAAGCUUCUGAUAAAACACAUGGAUUCCCACGAGCGCACCAAGUACAGGUGCAAACUCUGCACCCAAGAGUUCACGAAGAAGGAUCAUUUGAGAAAGCACGCUGAGCAGCACUCGAGGGUAAAGUCCUUCAAGUGCACGCAGUGCAGUAAAGUCUUCGGUAAUGAACUCACCCUGCGAAACCAUCUGAUUGCCACUAAUCACAAGACGAUACAUCAGGGUGAGGAGUACGAUCCGAACAAGAGGAUAAAAAGAGUGGCUGCCAAGGCUGCUCAGAAGAUAAUCGACAAAAUAAAAACCGAGGAUGGAUUGGAGGACUCUGAUCAGGAGGAUGGCGAAGAUUUUCGGGAGGACCAGAAGUCCAACGACAAGUCGUCAAAAAGAACGAACCGAAGAGACUUGGAAUGCGCCACGUGUGGGAAGAGAUGCAGCUCCAAGCAGUACCUGCUGCGACACAUGGAGCUGCACUCGAAGGACGAAAAGCCGGACUCGAAUCAGUUGAAGGUUAAGCAGAACGAUCUGGGCUCGAUGCAGAGAACCUGUGGAGUCGGUUUCCCCAGGGAUUUUGACGACAACUCUGACGACGACUUUGAGAGUGGCUUGGACUGGCCGAUGGACACUCAUGAGUGCACAACCUGCAAGAAGCGUUACAGCACGAAGAAGUCGUUGCUGAGACAUCAGCUACUGCACGAGGAACCCAACUUUGAAUGUGACAUCUGCAACGUGAAGUUCUACAGGAAGGACAAGCUCAAGGCCCACUACGACAAGUGUUCUGAGAAGAAUCCAGACCAAGUGAGGAAGUGCAACAUCUGUGGUGACACCUUCGAGAACAACGAGAUCCUGAAGGAGCAUCGGGCUAAGCACGUGGACGAGGGGAUUCUGACUGAAGAGGACCUGAGGGAGCUGGAGCCCAGCACUGAGGAUCGCAAGUCAGGGGAGAAGAUCGCGAGAAAACGAAGGACAGAUAUCGUCGGGCUAGAAUGCACAGAAUGCAACAAGCAGUACACCUCCAGAAAAGGAUUGCUAAGGCACAUUCAGGUGCACGAGGGGAAGAAGUAUCUCUGCGACAUCUGCCCCAAGAAGUUCUACAGAAGGGAACACCUGAAGAUUCACGUGGCUAAGCACAACAUGGUGAAGCCUUACAAGUGCACGAGGUGCUCCAAGCGAUUCAUCAAGGAGGAGCAGUUGGCUGCGCACUUGACUAAACACGAGAGAACCUUCAAGAAGAACAAGGAGACUGACUCCACGUCGAAGAGGUUCCUCUGCGAAAUAUGCUCCAAGAGUUUUACGCAGUCGACAACCCUGGUAGCUCAUCUCAGAGCGCAUAAUGGGAUUAAACCUUAUGUGUGUGAGGUUUGUGCAAGGCCUUUCACAACGAAUGCAUAUUUGAAGAUGCAUAUGAGAACGCACACUCAGGAGAGGCCCUACAGCUGUCAGUUCUGCUCGAGGGCCUUCGCCAGGGCUGACACUCUGGCUAAUCAUCUCACUUCUCAUACUGGAGAGGCCAAGUACCACUGUAAAUACUGUCCCAAGAACUUCAGGAGGCUGAAGUCGCUGAAGGAACAUGUGUUCAUUCACACUGGGCAGAGACCCUAUGCCUGUCCCACGUGCGAUCGGAGGUUCAAUAAUAAUGGGAGCAGGUAUGCACACUCGAAGAGGUGUAAACAGAAUCUCCUGCAGAACCAAGGAAGACAGGGCCAGGCCCAGGGGCAGGCGCAGGGGCAGGCGCAGGCGCAGAUGCAAGUACAAAGUCAGGAGAUUCAGGCGGUUGUGAUUGAUAAUCAAGGGGUGCAGGAGAUUCACGAAGUCCAGCAGGUUCAGACUGUCCAGCAGGUGCAGCAAGUCCAACAAGUGCAGAUUCAACAGCAGAAUCAGGCGCAGACCAUCAGGUUGGGCCCCACCAUGGGACCCACCAUGCAGGUUGUGCAGAACAAGAAUAUCAAGACGAUUACCAUCACCAGGCAGCCGGAUCAGGUGGGGCACCAGGUCAUUCAGCAUCAGGAGAUUCUUAUGCCGUUGAUCCUGCCUCUGACGGUUACACUGACUGAUGUGGAUGAUGAGGUGAUACUGCCUGAGGGGACGAAGAUUUUUACGACUACGUAGU